AUGCUAGAACCCGAGCCGCGCCGAUCGGUUAGAGCCACCAAGGGCCAACACAAGGCUCUGGAACAGCUCGACCAAAUCGACAUUCCCAAGAAGCGCGGAAAGAAGGCCGCCAAGAAGGCAGUCCCCGAGCCAGAAGAGCCCGAGGAAGAAAUCAUCCGAUGUGUCUGCGGCGCCACCGAACAAGAUGAGGAUUCCGGCGAACCCUGGAUUGCCUGCGACAUGUGCGGCGCCUGGCAGCACAACAUCUGCAUGGGCAUGAGCCAGUAUAGCGAAGAUCUACCUAAGGAGUAUUUCUGCGAGCUCUGCAAGCCCGAGAACCACCAGGAACUGCUCAAUGGCAUGAAGAACGGCGAGAGGCCCUGGGAGGCCAGGCGCAAAGCCUUCGAGGAAGAAAAGGCAGAGAAGCGGAGAAGAGGCAACAAGAAGAAAUCCAAGAGGGUGAGCGACCACAAGGAAGAAAGCGCCCAGGUCUCCCAGAAGCCAAAGCCAUCUCCAGUACCAGAGCCCAAGAAGGAUGCCAAGAGCGCCGCUGGACAGAAGCGCAAGACGACAGAACCGGUGCCAGAGAAGGAGCCCAAGCAAAAGGUCCGAAAGGUCACAGAAACCCAAGCUCCAUCUCUUCCGUCAUACAAGGCCCCAGAUGACAUUGCUGGAAAGAUCAGUGAGCUGCCCGAGCUCCGGCAAGGCGCCGCCAAGCUCCUUUCUAAAUCUCUUGUGCACUCUAUUGGAGUUGCCGAGAAGAAGGGCGUGUCGAUUCCUUCCGAAGGCGUCUCAGCUACCGCCGAGCGUUUAGCUAUUCAGAUUGAGCGGGCUGUCCACGAUUCGCACCAACCCACUGCCUAUAGCGGCCAGAUGCGGACACUAAGUUACAACCUCAAGACCAACCAAGACCUUACUACCGGCCUGCUUGGCGGCACCCUUACUCCUACCAUGUUGGCUUCCAUGACAACAGAGGAGCUGGCAACAAAGGAGCUACAGAAAGAGACCGCCGAGAUGAAGGCCAGGGCAGAGAAGCAGUCCAUUAUGAUCACCGAGGAUGUCCCCAGGAUACGAAAGACGCACAAGGGCGAGGAAGUUAUUGGUGACGAAAGUUUCAACCUUUCGACUGAUGUUUCCUCCGCUCCCGUACGUAGGCCGCCCCAGGAUACAGCCGAGCCCCCGAAGAAACGCGUUAAGGAAGAGGGACCGGAAAAGGCUGCUCAGGGGGCGGCUUCGAAGCGAUCUUCGAGGGAUCUGACUGUGGACACGCAAAAGUCACCUAGCACAGGGAACUUUGAUAUCAACAAGGUCUUCUCAAGUGUUAGGUCGCCUACGCAGUCUCACCACAGACGUCCAUCCGCCAUGUCUACAUCGACAGGACCUGGGGUUGAUGCUGAUGUGGAUCGCCUUUUGGAUGACGGCACCCAGUCUCCGCCUUACUCGCCCAAGGAAGAGAUCCUCGACCCCGACGUGGUGUGGAAGGGAAAUUUAGUCAUGAAUACCAUUGCGGACUUCCAAGUGACGGCCAAGCAUAUUGGAGGCGCCAAACUCAAGGAGUCAAUCGGCUUGGAAUGGGACAAGUUAAUGCCCAAGACUCUUACUGUCUGCGGACGGAUUGACGAACAACAGGCCAUUGUCUACCUUUGUAGUCUGAGGUAUAGUCUUCCCACUGAUGUGGUAGUAGUGAACUUACAGCCCACGUCGGCGGCCUCGAAGCCGCAGUUCCAACGCCUGGUUGACUACUUUGUGUCCAAGAAGCGAUACGGAGUCAUAGGAGACAGAGGGGUAGCGAACGUCCGCGACACCUACCUCGUUCCCGUGCUUCCCGGCACAGGUCAAUACCCAGAGUUUAUGCUCAACCUGGCGGACAACCACAUUCCCGAGACGAGGACAGAGCCAAUGUUGCUCGCCGUAUUUGUCUACCGUAACGAUCCCGAUACUAUCAUGCGGCUACAUGGGACUAAUGACUAUAACCAAGUAGUGGCGAACCAGUCCACAAAGGUCCACACCAGUUUCGCCAAUACACCGGCGCCAUCAUCGCCAGCGCUGGCGAACCUUCCUCCGGGCCAUCGACCUUCGCUCUCGACGCCCGCUUUCUCACCAACAUCUCCACAGAGCACAUUCCCCAAUUACCCAACUCCUAGGCACAGUAGCACCCCUUCCCAAGUGCCACCGCAGCAGCAACCGCAGCCAACACCGCCAGCCCAGCAUUCAGUGAGCCAAAUGCAGCAUCCCGCCGUGGAUCAAGUGCAGAAACAAGGAGAGGCCAUUGCUAGAGAAGUACUCGGCUCUCUCAUCACCAGCCCGACCGUUGCCUUUCUGUUGCCUCAGGCCCACAAGAUGUCCCGGAAGGAAUGGGAAGUGAUCAAGAAAAUCUACGAGCGGGAUCCUAAGGCUCGCGAUGACCUCCCUUACCUUAGCAAUGUUUUGGAGAGGGAAACUCAUCACCCACCCCAUCAUCAGCCCCAGCACCAGUCACAGCAUCAUCAACAACAGCAGCAGCAACAGCAACACCCACCAAAACAUCAAGCUCAGCAUCCACCUCAGCAUACUCCUCAGCAUCAACCGCAGCACCAGUCCUCUGCUCAACAGCCGCAAGCGGCCUACCCGUCCCAACCGGCCUCUCAUCAUCCUCAACCACCUCAACAUCAGCAGCAUCAACCACCGCAACCGCAGCACGCGCAACCUCACCCACAGGCCCAGCCUCAGCAAGCUCAUCCACAGCACCACCAACAACACUUCACCCCGCCGGUGCGAACCACUCCUAUUCCUCCCCCGCCCAUCCCACCGGUAACUUCUGGCUCGGGUGGCCCCAUUAAGCAAACGCCCAUUCCGCCUCCGCCGAUUCCUCCCCAGGCUGCCACAGCAGCAACCGGUCCUCCUUCCGCCUAGAGGGGCGACGGACAGCGGACAAACCACCCGGACUCAGCAGCA
Messenger RNA from Neurospora tetrasperma FGSC 2508, 2913 nucleotides. RefSeq lists its product as uncharacterized. The transcript is spliced from 3 exons. Bases 1 to 2871 code for a protein of 956 amino acids. NCBI's taxonomy places the organism in Eukaryota, Fungi, Ascomycota, Sordariomycetes, Sordariales, Sordariaceae. Gene Ontology annotation, molecular function: RNA polymerase II transcription regulatory region sequence-specific DNA binding. Gene Ontology annotation, cellular component: nucleus. Gene Ontology annotation, biological process: DNA-templated transcription; transcription elongation by RNA polymerase II; transcription antitermination. The record is from RefSeq and is a predicted model, not a curated record.